This is a messenger RNA of Labrus mixtus (cuckoo wrasse), 2131 nucleotides long. RefSeq names its product thyrotropin-releasing hormone receptor-like. Gene Ontology annotation, biological process: phospholipase C-activating G protein-coupled receptor signaling pathway. The record is from RefSeq and is a predicted model, not a curated record. The transcript is spliced from 3 exons. Gene Ontology annotation, molecular function: thyrotropin-releasing hormone receptor activity. Lineage: Eukaryota; Metazoa; Chordata; Actinopteri; Labriformes; Labridae. Bases 340 to 1515 code for a protein of 391 amino acids. Gene Ontology annotation, cellular component: membrane.
AUGACACUCUCACUGAGCUUGGAUGGGGAGGUGGAAUUGAUUUUUAAGUUGGUGGCUGUACAGAUCAGUGUGUGGCAGUGUGGAUAUAUUGGUGUGUGAUGUGAAACAGAGGGAGGGGUGCACCGGGAAAAAGGGGAGAGAGAGAGAGAGAGAGAGAGAGAGAGAGAUGUGAUGACUGGAGCGGCUCUAGAGAAGGACUGAACAGUCAUCUGUGUUUCUUGGUUGAUUGUACCUGAGUGCUGCCACGAUGCCAGAGUGAGUGCUGCCCUUUGGAAAUAAUGGAUUCUUGUUUUGUUUCUCUUGAGAUCAACUGACUCGUAGCGACUGGACUCAACCACGAUGGAGAACAACACCACAAUCUUUCAGGAUGUGUCCCGGGUUGUAAACCUGACAGAAAUGCCUCUGAACCCUCUUGAAGAGCAGGUCAUAACUAUAUUUUUGACAAUACUCAUCUGUGUAGUCGGGAUUGCUGGGAAUAUCAUGGUGGUGCUGGUUGUCCUGCGCACUAAACACAUGGUGACCCCGACUAAUUGUUACCUUGUCAGCCUGGCUGUUGCAGACCUGAUCGUGCUCCUGGCUGCAGGGCUGCCCAAUAUCUCUGACGUUAUAGCCUUCUGGAUAUACGGGUACACCGGAUGUUUGUGUAUAACUUAUCUUCAGUACCUGGGCAUCAACGUGUCGUCAUGCUCCAUCACAGCUUUUACCAUCGAACGCUACAUUGCGAUUUGUCACUCAAUAAAGGCACAGUUCAUAUGCACCGUUUCCCGGGCCAAGAGGAUCAUAGCAGGGGUCUGGAUCUUCACCUCACUCUACUGCAUUAUGUGGUUCUUCUUAGUCGACACCGAUGAAACGGUCUACACCAACGGAGUGGUGGUCACUUGUGGCUACCGCGUCUCCAGGAGCUUCUACAUGCCGAUCUAUUUUCUGGACUUCACUUUAUUCUACGUGAUCCCGCUCACUGUGGCCACUGUGCUGUACGGACUCAUCGCCAGGAUUUUGUUCAUGAGCCCUCUGCCCUCACACCUGAGCGACAGGGCCGGAGGAGGGUCGGUUCACCACGGUCACUCCAACAGCACCAACAAGGCUAACAAGAGUGCGGUCUCUGCAAGGAAACAGAUAACAAAGAUGCUGGCUGUGGUGGUCAUCCUCUUCGCCUUGCUCUGGAUGCCUUACCGGACGCUGGUGGUGGUCAACUCCUUCAUCGACCCGCCUUACAACAACACCUGGUUCCUGCUCUUCUGCCGAAUGUGCAUCUACACCAACAGUGCCAUCAACCCCAUCAUUUACAACCUCAUGUCUCAGAAGUUUCGCGUUGCGUUCAAAAAGCUCUGCAAGUGCAAAAGGCAACAAAAGGAAAAGGCAGCAGAGUACAACAUACCGAUUUAUUACAGUGUGAUGAAGGAUUCAUCCCACGAGAGCAAUGACCAGGUCACCGAUCAGGACGAAAUUAGCAGCCAAACCACCAAGAGGUUAAAUGAGACAGAUGACGACGCAAGCACUUUCAGCAUUUCUUAAUAAAGGCUUACUGUAGAUGAGUUUGUCUUAAGCUUUAUGAGGACCGACUGUGAGUGUAUGAUAACUAUUUGUGGGGAAAAAAGACAGCUAUUAGCUUAGCUUCUUUUGCUGGUAAUAACUGAUACUGAGAUUUGUAGAUGUUCUCUUGUUUACUGACAGGUUGAAUUUGGAGAGUAGUAGUUGUCCUACUUUUGUAUCAGUGUUGUAACUGUGUUGUAAAUAUAGUAAGACUAGUACGAUGGUCCUUAUACUUGCAUCGUGUUUCCGUGUUUGGUUGUGUUUUCGCACAUAAUUAUUGUCUAGAGCAGGUGCUGGUUAUGCGUAACUAUGACCUUCUCAAAUCAUCAGUAUAAUGUGUCUCUUGAUUACAAGGACACUUGUGAUUUCCAUCUGCUCAGUUUAUGUUGUUUAUUCAGAUGUGCGACACUCCUCCACAUCAUAGAUACACUCACUUGAUAUAUUCAUCCUGUUUCAGAAAGAAAACAAUAGCAGUAGCGACAAUAAGGGUCUAAACAUUGGUGGCAUUUGUUUCUAACUCGACCAUUCAAUGCUUCACCUCUACGUGCAUUAACCUAACAUUUUUUUCUUCGGGUGAACCUCAUCUUGGCUAAAACCA